AUGGAAGUUAUUUUGCAGCCUCAAGCCUUCAAUGUUAGAGUUCAGUUUCUCUACUCUACAAAAAGUUACCAUAUAACAUCACCAGGCCAAAUUCAAUGUUUUAGUUCUUCUAUCCAUCAAAGAUUGCCUCAAGUUGCAAGUGAUUACAGAAGUAAAACAAAGGUUUUUGCGAUGAGAAGGAGAAGGUCGAAUGAGAGAACAGAAACUUAUGUACUGUUAGAACCUGGGAAGGAUGAGAGGUUUGUGUCGGAGGAAGAGCUGAAAGAGAGUUUGAAAGAGUGGCUUACGAAUUGGCCGGGCAAAGCUCUUCCUCCUGAUCUUGCAAGAUAUGAAACCAUUGACGAUGCUGUUUCUUUCUUAGCAAAGUCGUUUUGUGAACUUGAAAUCGAUGGAGAAGUUGGGUCGAUUCAAUGGUUUGAGGUUCGUUUGGAGUGA
Vicia faba (fava bean) is the source of this 435-nucleotide messenger RNA. The record is from the annotation of a GenBank genome assembly. Lineage: Eukaryota; Viridiplantae; Streptophyta; Magnoliopsida; Fabales; Fabaceae.